AUGCUGAAGAAUGUAGUAGAUGAUGAAAUUAAAGAACCAAUUAAGGUUGCUAAAUUUCAUAGAAUUGCUUCUGUUAUAGAAAAUCCUUUUUUAUACUGUAACACUGAGUAUCGCUUAGUAAAUUGGCUUAUAAAGAAUGAACUGUUAUUUAAAAUAAAUCAAUUUACCAUUAAUAAUGAAAUUUGUCCUGUACAAUACAAUGGUGAAUCAGUGUAUAAUGAAAAAAUCACCAAAGGUGUACUCUUACCUUUGCAGUUUCAGUUUAAAAAAUUCUUUGAAAAUGGAGAUAAUUUUAAAGAACAGUAUACUCGGUUAAAUUACUAUAAAAACAAUCAAUGUACUUCUAUUGAACAUUUUGUUCAAGGAAGCCUUUGGCAACAAAAAGUUUCUAUAUUUUCUAAUGAAAAGAUAAUAUUUCCAUUUUUUUUAUACAUGGAUGAAUUUGAAAUAAAUAAUCCUUUAGGCUCACAUGCUACAUUUCAGUCUAUUUCCGCUCUAUAUUAUAGUUUCCCACUAUCAGAAAACAAUUCAAAAUUAUCAACUAUAUUUUUAGCUGCUCUAGUUAAACACAUUGAUAUUAAAUCAUUUGGUAAUGAUAAAUGUUUACAAAGUCUAGUAAACGAAAUAAAUAUACUUGAAAAUGAAGGGAUAGAUAUUAAAACUCAAGAUGGUGAUUUUCAUGUUCAUUUUGUCCUAGGCAUAGUUCUUGGAGAUAAUUUGGGUCUAAAUAGCUUAUUAGAAUUUAGUAAAUCUUUCUCAGCCAAUUUUUUUUGUCGCUUUUGUAAAGCUUCUAAAGCCUCAACUAUAACAAUGCUUGAAGAAGACUCGAGUCUUUUGCGCAAUGCACACAAUUAUUCUGAUGAUGUUGCUAGUAUGAAUUUUGCAGAGACAGGGGUUUAUCAAGAAUCAUUGUUAAAUCAAGUAACUGGGUUCCACGUCACACAAAAUUUUUGUAUAGAUAUAAUGCACGAUUUGUUUGAGGGCGUUUGUCACUAUGAUUUGUGUAACAUAAUUAAAUAUUAUAUUGUUACUGCUAAAUUGUUUUCACUUGAAACUUUAAACAAUCGCAAAAUGAAUUUUAAUUAUGGACCCAUUGAGAUAGGUAACAUUUCACCCCCCAUAAAAAUGAUUCAUUUAGAAAAAAAACAUUUAAAAAUGUCAGCUAGGGAAGUUAUGACAUUUGUUCAUUUUUUUCCUCUCAUGGUAGGAGAUCUUAUCCCUGAAAAUGAUGAAGUUUGGAACCUUUUUCUUUUAUUAAUUCAAAUUAUAGACAUUCUUUUAUCUUAUACCUUUACUGAUAGUGCAAUUUCCCAUCUUAAACAAUUAAUUUCUCAUCAUAAUUCUAUGUACAUAACACUUUUCAAUGACACCUUAAAACCGAAACAUCACUUUAUGAUCCACUAUCCAACAAUAAUAACAAAUUCAGGCCCUCCUAGACAUUAUUGGUGUUUUCGUUAUGAGGGUAAACAUAAAGAAUUAAAGAUGUAUGCAAGGUCAACAACUUCUAGGAAAAACAUUACAUUAACCUUAGCAAAAAAAAUGCAAUUAAAAUUUGCUCAUAGCUUAAUGGUAUUACCUGAUAAAAAAAUUAUUGUAAAUGAUAAACAUAAAAUUCAAAGUAAUUAUACAGAAAAUAUAAAUAACAAACUUAAUUUGACUGUGUUGCAAUAUGCCUGUUAUACUGAAUUAAUGUUAAAUGGAAUUGUAUACAAAAAAGAUUAUUUUUUAACAAAAAACUGUGAUAAAAUAUGCUUAUUUAAAAUAUGUGAAAUUGUAUUAAUUAAUAAACCAGAUAGUAAUGUUUAUGUUAUGGCUAAUGAAAUAAAGUUAAAUCAUUUCAAUUCUCAUUUUGAAUCUUUUAGUGUAGAUUAUAACGAAGAAGUUGUUAAUCGUAAUUGUAUUUCUAAUGUAGAUGAAUUUAGUGGACCUCCUAUAAAUAUAAGUAAAAUUUCAUCUGGUCAAAAAAUGAUCCGUUUAAAAGAGUUUUAUUAA
Molecule: messenger RNA, 1992 nt
Organism: Macrosiphum euphorbiae (potato aphid)
Lineage: Eukaryota; Metazoa; Arthropoda; Insecta; Hemiptera; Aphididae
Source: the annotation of a GenBank genome assembly